Messenger RNA from Rhopalosiphum padi (bird cherry-oat aphid), 375 nucleotides. RefSeq lists its product as uncharacterized. The record is from RefSeq and is a predicted model, not a curated record. NCBI's taxonomy places the organism in Eukaryota, Metazoa, Arthropoda, Insecta, Hemiptera, Aphididae. Bases 1 to 375 code for a protein of 124 amino acids. The transcript has 2 exons.
AUGAAGCCGAAAGAAAUCAAAAAAAGGUGCUACACAAAAGUAGAAAUUGAAGGAAAUGAAAGAUAUGCGUGCAGAUAUUGUAAUAAAAAUUAUAAAGAAAAUGUAACAAGAAUGACAGUGCACAUUAAAAACGAGUGUAAAGAAGUUCCACAGUGUAUUUCAAAAUCUUUAUUGUCGCCUAAGAAAUCAAAGUUUAACCAUAAAAAUAUAAAUGCAUUUAAUCAAAAUUCAUUGGAAAUUGUGCCAAAUACUGAAACUGUUAUUCAGAUAACUGAUACAAAUCAGAGUUCUAUUGAAAAUCCUCAGAUUACCCUUAAAAAUCAGAGUUUACUGAAAUUUGUAGAUACAAUGAAAGGAGGAGAAAAGGUAACAUAA